GGGGCGGGGAGGGCGGGGCGCGAGGAGCCGCGGCGGGCGCGGCGGCGGCGGGCGAUGCGGGCGGCUGCGGGUACCCGGCGGGCUCCGCUCGGCCGCCGCCGCCUUCUUCGGCUCCGCCGCGGGGGUCGCAGCCGCUGCCGCUGCCGCGCCGUCCUCGAGCUCCCGGCGUGAGGAGGCGGCGGGCAGAGAGAAGCAUCGCGCUCCAGGCGGAGACCCAGAGGCAGCCCCGCGCCCGGCCUCGCUCACUGCUAUGGACAGUGCGAUCACCCUGUGGCAGUUCCUCCUUCAGCUCCUACAGGAGCCUCAGAACAAGCACAUGAUCAGCUGGACCUCUAACGAUGGGGAGUUCAAGCUCUUGCAGGCGGAAGAGGUGGCUCGUCUCUGGGGGAUUCGUAAGAACAAGCCUAAUAUGAAUUACGACAAACUCAGCCGAGCUCUCAGAUACUAUUAUGUAAAGAAUAUCAUUAAAAAAGUGAAUGGUCAGAAGUUUGUGUACAAGUUUGUGUCUUACCCAGAGAUUUUGAAAAUGGACCCCCUGACCGUGGGCAGGACCGAGGGAGACUGUGAGGUCGUGAGCUGCAGCGAGGUGGGCAGCGGCUCCAGGGACGCCGAGAGCGGGGGCAGAGAGAAGCCCCUGCAGCCCGGGGCCCGGGCCUCUAGCCGCAAUGACUACAUCCACUCCGGCUUGUAUUCUUCCUUCACGCUCAACUCUUUGAACUCCUCCAACAAGAAGCUCUUCAGACCUAUAAAGAUCGAGAGUCCGGCCGAGAAGCUGGCAGAGAAGAAGCCGCCCCAGGAGCCAACACCGUCUGUCAUCAGAUUUGUAACAACGCCUUCCAAGAAGCUUCCGGUUGAACCUGUUGCUGCCGCCGCGUCGGCUUGCCCGGGCAUUUCUCCGUCUUCAGAAGACCCUCUCCGAGCCUUGGAGACUUUGGCUUCCCCCAGACUGCCCGCCCUGGAAGCCCCGGCCACUGCCCCCAGCGGCCCCGGCACCUUUGCCGCAUCCCCUGGGCCCUCGACCUCCCCUUCUAUGCAGGAGCCCCCGAGGACACCUUCGCCACCACUGAGUCCGCAUCCCGACCUUGACACGGACCUUGAGUCAGUGGCAUCACAGCCCAUGGAGCUUCCAGAGAACUUGUCACUAGAACCUAAAGACCAGGAUUCAGCUUUGCUGGAAAAGGACAAAACAAGUAAUUCCUCAAGAUCCAAGAAACCCAAAGGGUUAGAGCUGGCGCCCAUCCUGGUGAUCACGGGCAGCGACCCAAGCCCGCUGGGGAUACUGAGCCCGUCUCUCCCCACAGCUUCUCUGACGCCGGCCCUUUUCUCACAGACGCCCAUCUUGCUGACGCCCAGCCCCUUGCUCUCCAGCAUCCACUUCUGGAGUACUCUCAGCCCCGUCGCUCCCCUGAGUCCAGCCAGACUGCAAGGUGCUAACACACUCUUCCAGUUUCCUUCUGUACUGAACAGUCAUGGACCGUUCACUGUGUCUGGCCUUGAUGGACCACCCACCCCUGGCCCGUUUUCCCCAGAUUUACAGAAAACAUAACCUAUGCACUUGUGGAAUGAGAGAACCGAGGAGUAAAGAAACAGAGAGACAUUCAACAUGAUUACCUUUGAAGUGAGCAGUUAAUAGUUCUACAAUGCUAAUAAUAGACUAUUGUGAUUUUUGCCAUUCCCCAUUGAAAUGCCUUUUUAAGAUUCUCUUUGAAUAUGACUCAAGUUGGACUGUAUAGAAAAAUGCCUUAAUUGGAGUCCAAGCUCCACCUCCCUCUUCCUUCCUUCCUUCCUUCCUUCCUUCCUUCCUUCCUUUCUAAUAUUUUGAGCUUUGUGUUCAAUUUUUGGUGGGGUUUAGCAGCUAGCUAUGGUUCGCAAGAGCAGUUAAGAACAAAGUUACUCCUUUUGCCUUACUGGGACCCUUUGGCCAGGAAAACAGUUAUGCUUUGCGUGUAUUAUUUGGAGAAAUGUUAACUGCAGUUGGUCAUAUCUUCACGACUAAGUGUGUUCUCUGGAAAAACAAAAAGUGAGCUGUGCACAAGCAGUGAAGAAAAAGCAGUCAUGCCUGUCCACACACACUGUGGGGGAGAUUCUGUCUGGCUUGAAGAGUAACGUAUGUAAGCAAUCCGCAGAAAAGACCUCUUGCAUCGUGGUGGGUUUCUCAGCCGCAUGUGUGAUCUUGUCUCAACUUGUGAACAGAGCUCGGAGCCUCCUAGUCUGUUGCAACAUAGGAAGGUGUUUUAAACCUGGGGUUAAGAUGGUGUUUGCAACAACCAGUGAGAGCAGGGGAGCCCACCUCUAGCAUGGAAGUGCCGUCGGCUCUCUGGGUGGGGUGAUUACACCCCCGUGGUACACAGCCUGGUUAAGUGAUGGCUUUUAGGAGGAAACCGGGUGUUGAAGUCCGGAGGCAUCUCUGAGUAAAACGUUCAGCUGGAUAACUUGAAACAACAUGCGGGGCUGUCCCAGUUAGAAGAGACUUUCUCUUUUCUGUUCGUCUUACCCUAUUUUCUACUGCACGUUUACCUUCUUUUAAACUUAAGGUUGUUAGGGGCUGUGCUAGUUUUAAAGAUGUGAUGAGGAAGACACAAAGCAAGGCAAAGCCUCCAAGUCUACGGUGAGGUGAAGGUGUGCUUAUUUCUUUGGCAAAGUGUUUUUUAGUGAGAGAGCAGCAGAAUUGGUUUGGAAGCUCAUAUGCAGGGAUUGCAUUGUUCAUGUUAGUAGGGAGAAACGGAGGCCUUCCUCUCUCUCUUACCACAUUGAGAAACUUCGACCGCACGGUAAUCAGUGCAGAUGCGGACGAUGCUCUGGAGCCUCCAGACUGAAUCGAUACCAACAUCGCAGUGGAAUUGGUGAAAACCGUGGCUUUUGAAGUCUAGCAUUAGGGGUGCCCGGGUGGCUCAGUUGGUUAAACUACUGCCUCCCGCUCAGGUCAUGAUCCCGGGGUCCUGGGAUCUAUUCUCGCAUCGGGCUCCCUGCUCACAGUGGGGAGUCUGCUUCUCCCUCUGCCUGCUGCUCCCCCUGCUUGUGUGCUCUCUCUCUCUCUGACAAAUAAAUAAAAUCUUCAAAAAAAAAAAUAGAGUCUAGGAUUAGAUUAUAUGCCACGGCUACCACCACAACACUGCCCAUUAACCUCAUCUUUUAACUCUAGAAACAGUUCAUUGAGUCCCAUAAACUAAGUGGAAAGAGGGAUUCAGGAUUUGAGAGCUCAGAAUGACACCGAGACAAACCAGCAUCUUCCAGAUGUGUAAGACUCACUUUAAAUACGUUUCUGUACCAUGUAGAGACGCUGUAGUGUGGGACAGCCGAGCUAGGUUAGUGGUAAUGGAGGGACAUAUUCAGGGAGCUGUCUUUCUGUUUGUAGCAUCAGAAACCUGUUAGUGGUUCGCGUGUGGUCGCCACCUGCCAUCUGUUCUUACGGGGUCCCAGGGCUCUGGGGAGCAGCCGGUGGGACUUGUCUCCCACACCGAGUCACUUACUUCGCAUGCUUGUUUGAAAGUAGACCUCUCGGCAGCACUUUGGAAUAGUUUUAUUAGGCUAAUGACUAUUUUGUACUUUAAGUGUAAGUAUUGAUGGCGUGAUUUAACUUGAUAUUUUCAAUUUUGAAAGCACAAAAGUAUUUUAUCUUUUUGAAGUAAAGGAGAAAAGCCAUUGGUUGUUUUCGUAGACAAUAUCUUUGAAGAUUAACUGUCUCAGCACAGGGGUGCCUGGGAAUCGAGGGCACCGUUAAAACUCAGUCGCAGCACCUUCCUGGGAACCAGUUUUAGUGAGUCCUCUGUCUGUAAACCUACCCCGGAAGCCUCCAAGAGGUGUGGGCCUCAGGAGACGGAUGAUCUGCUUUCUGUUUGAGAUCAACUGAUGUGGAAAGUGUGUGGGGGGUGUGUGUGUGUGUGUGUGUGUGUGUCUGUGUUUCCUUUUCUAAAUGAAAGUUUACAACUUGAGCUCAAGUGAAUGAGGCAGACCGUUCUGUUUGUAAACUACCUCCUUCCUGGAAAAGUUUCAGCUUCAUGUUUUUUUUCUGUUUUUUGGUUUUUUUUUUUGAAUAUCCAGGGUCGUUCUUAGCAUCAAAAUAGGUGACCUACCAUUUAAGAUCAAUAUUCACUGGAGAGCCUUCUGUUUGGUAUCUGUGGCUAUAUCCCAAAAGUAGCCCAAGUUAAGGUAAAGGAGCAGGUUGAAUGAGUUUCUGAGACAUCUGGGAUCAUCUGAGCUUUUCAUCUACUCUGGCCCAUAUCUGCUCAUUUGUAGGCUGGGAAAUGUUUAACAACCAGGCUCUCUGAAGGGAAAGGAAAAAGUCCAUAAAUUGUAGCAUUUGCUGAUUUCCAUGAUGUAAAUGACUCCCCCUUUGGCUGAUUUUAAGCCACUGCCUUAGUGUUGAGAAGGGAUGAACAGAGCCGUGCACGCAGCCGGUGGCCACCUCAUUUAUUCCGUCCCGGGGUGGAUUUUCACAUAAAUUCUAAAAUCUUUUUUUUUUCUUAUUCAUAUGCUGAUUUUUAAAAAUAAAAAAUUAAAAUCAUAUGUCUAACUUCAGUAAUCUUUUUUUUUUUAAUGGCUUAUCAGUGCUUUUGUGAUGUAAUAUUCCUCAUGGCAUAUUUUAUGUGUUCUAACAAAGGUGAAAACUUCCAUUGAUUUUUAAAAAUAGAUACACGGGAAUAAUCCAGAAAUUCUCAAGAAGUCAACAUAAGCAUCUUAGAAUUAAAAUGUAGGUUUAAUUUUUCCACAUUUUGAUGAUUAAAUUAUGAGUGUAAAUUUCUUCUUCAGAUGUUGAUGGGGAAAGUAAGCCCAUGAGCCAGUAUCUACACACACAUGGGUAAAUACGGUGAAAGGGUACUGGAUUUUUUUUUUAACUAAAAGAAUUCCUUGACAAUGUACAUACAGUUUUAGAGAUCCAAAAAGGCAGGUCUGUUGAAUCUGUUCACCUGGCCCAAUUUCUAGUUUUUUCCAUACUGUGUGUCACUUGGGCUUGGAGGGGAAAGGAAGCCAGAGGCUGGGGAUGCUGUAGCCGGCACAGCAGGCUCUUGGUCCUCUGACCGCAGGCCUGCCCCAUUGGGUGAGGUCUGGCCCGGUAACCUCGUUUCAUCCCGAUCUCAGAAUAUUUGUUAGGAUUACGAAGUUCUAAAGGUAGUUGUGUAGGUUUCUCGGGAAGUUAAGCACCUGGAAGCACCCCCUGGCAUUUCAGAAAAGCAGUCUCCAGCCUUUCUGAACACACAGCUUGCUCCGUGAAAGUUUUUGAACACCAGUUUCCUAUUGCAAAAUCCUGUAUGUAUAAAUUAAGAUGUAAACGACUGUGUGAAAGUCACAUGUACAUCGUAAGACAUACACAAAAGUCAGAAUUAAGGAUGGUAUAAAAAGGAAGUCUUGACUGGAAGCUCUAGUCUUUCUUCUUGCCCCCAGGAGAUUGUCUUGCACACUUCUGGCAGCCCGCAGUCUCCACCGCACAGACCACUGCCUCGGGGUAUCAUUUCCAGUCUGAUCUUGAAAACAAAAGGUGGAUGCUUUUGUUGUGUGAUACAUGGAGAAAUCCUUUACGUGUUUGAUUUGAUUUUCAUGUCAAAUCUCUAGAAGUUCAGUUUGGAAAUCUUCAGGAAAUCUUCAGUUUGUCUUCAGCUUCCUGAAAUUUUACAUUAAUUCUUCUUUCCUGCAUAAGCCAUUACCAAGCUUCCUGCAUAGUAUUUUUGUCAGCCUGUUUCUUUUCUCUCCAGAUUAGGUAGGACUUUUACUAGUCUGCUUACAAACUUUUGGCCUUAUUAAUGUUAUAUUUCACCAACAAAUUCUCAAUUACUUUAAGUUGCUUUAUGCAGAACUAUAUAACCACCUUCAUUUCCUUGCUGCAUUUGUAAGUUUUGAUUUUUGAUUUUUUGAAACAUUUCAGCAUCUGAAGAAACACUUUCCUUAAUAGGCCAGUGCUACUGAUCAUUUCACUAACUUGUAUAUAUUUUAGUUAUCUAGACCCGAAAUCUAGACUUGUGUGCAGGUGCCGCUCUUGGGCGUGUAGACCAGUCUGUAGACGAGUGCAGGUGUCUUUGUGCGGAAACCUGGAGCUCCGAGUGAAUUACCAAACCAAUGGGAAAGUUAGAAAGAUUACUCACCAGUUAUCUGAGGGGAGAACAGAACUUGUUAUUUCUAAAUGGAGCUGAGAAGUUCAUUGUUCACCCCACAGUAGGGAAGUGGAGGUCCACAUUAAUUAUCUUUCUAUAGCCAGUACCCUGACCAGAGAAUGGGGCCUGUGGAAAACAUUUUGUGAAUUAUCUUCUUGGUUUUGGGUCAACAGAUGUUAGUUCCAGUGCGGCAGGCUUUACCUGUAAGAAGGAGCCCCGUUACCCCUCUUAAGUCAUCAGAAUUCUGCUUACUGCAGUUUGAAGUUUUAAUCUUAGAAUCUAGAAGUCUUGUGGGUGGUAGAGUAUUAAGCAAGAGAAGAAGGCAGUUUGAUUUCAUUUCUCGUACUUGGUGGAACCUGUUAGCACAAAAGUCAUGUUUUGACCUGUAAACAGAGUAGCCUGAAAGGUGAGUUGUUGAUGUGGUUUUUACAUGUUCCAUUUAAAGCUGCCAGUUUCUUCAGGCUUUUCUGGAGAAAAAAAAAAAAAAAAUUGCAAUAGACUGACAGCCUGCCAGAGCAUGGCUGUCGCCGGGAUGCUGCCAUCCGUCACGAACGCGGGAAGCCCAGAGUGGCUGGUGUGACAGGGGAGGUGUUGGCCCUCAGGCUUUCCGCAGAAAUCACGACAUUCAGGCUGUUGUUAACAUCCUUUUACAUGAACCCCCUAAUAAAACUCAGGAGGGAUACAAUCAAACAUAGUAAGGCUCUUGAACUCUAGUUUUUUUUUUUUAGUUAUAAUACACAUCAGAAAGUUUUGUGAGGUUUAAAAUUUUAUUUUUAAAGACGUAAUAGGGAGACAAGAGCAUUUCCUUCCAAGUCAUUCUGGCUUAUCGGCUGAGUACCUGUGUAUGUGUGGCUAUGCUGAUGCACUGAGCGUGUGUGUGCGCGUGCGUGCGUGUAAAUAAACCUUCCAGAGGGAACAUACUUUUCAUCCUCUUGGAUGGCUCCUAGGCUAUUUUAUACUGAAACUUAAAAUCGGCCACACUUUGCGGUUGCCACUUUGAAAAAACAAAUCCCUUGCACAUUUAUUUUUAAAUCCCUAGAAUCGUAGACCUUAAAGACUAACUGCUUGCCACCCUUUUAGAACUAGAAGGCUGCACAUGACGUGUGCUGAACAAAGUCAUGUUGACCCGCUCUUCUGCACACGUGUCAUGGCCCUUUCCUGACAUUUCUACAUGUCUGCUUUUGUGUAGAAUCCUCAUUAAGGUGGGUUCUAAGUUUCUCACAGAGCGGUUUUAUACCAAGAGUAGUAUUUCUAAAGGACAGAUUUGACCGUGAAUUGAUGAAAUGCUGGGGAAGUUCUGGCACUGUUUAUCCAAACUGUACCGAAGCAGCAUUAGCAGAAACCUCAGAGUAUCUUGGGCUGAAUGUUCUUUUCAGCUUUGCCUUGUUUCCCAUCUCAUAAGGGCCCAUUCUGACUCUUGUCCCUCCAAGGAUUAUGAGCCACUCUAGGAUAGGCAUGGGACCUUCUGGACAAGGGUGGGCACUCCCCGUGGCCGAGCCAGAGUUCUAGCCAGUAGAAUCAUUCAAGUCUGCCUAGAAUAGAGUUCAGGGGUGGGAAUGCCACAUACUGGUAUUAAAUCACUUGGCACUUUUUGGGGCACCAUUAUUAGCACUGUUUUGUUACUAAUAACUGGAAGCACUUAAUGAUUAUUUUGUUUAAUUUUGACCUAAGGAUACUGAGGGUCAGAGAAGUAAUGUUUAUUUCUCAUUUAUGUUUUCUGGAAUUAAGACUCUUUGGAGAAAAGACAAAUGGAUUACCUAAUGGGCUAUUCUUUCAGGCUCUAUAAGGUAUGCUCUUUUGGCUAGGAUGUUUUAAAAUCAUUUGCAAGCUUUUAAUAUUGUGCUUUGUAGAAAUAAAUGACUUUUUAAAUAAUUUACAGUUGAUGGAACACACUCAGCUUUGUAAACUGUCCACUUUCCUGUUCCUUCUCUGUUUACUCGUUGUUGCUUAUUGUCUGUUAGGGGACGCAGUCCCUUCAAAGACAUUUCUUAUUUCCUGUUUUUGAGGCCAGUACUACCAAGGCCUAUAUAUGUACAUUACAUUCAGUGCUUAUGUGGGAAGUAGCAAUGUCUUAUGUACUUCUGUGUUCAUGAUUAGUGAAAUUAACUAAUAUGCAUAUAUGUAAAGAUAGAAAUUAAUACAAUUAAGUGUUUUGAUCACUCGCGGCCUAUUUUUUGGUCUGGCCAUUUGAGUUUCCUAAUCACAGUCAUAUCGGUUUCUGCACUUUUGCCUUCAUGUAGUUUCACUGACCUCUGUGGGUAGGGAAGAUUAAAUAUGAAACACUCAGCCCAGUCAUUCUGCUACCGGUAGCUUGGUUUGAGGUGAAUACAAUUUUUGACUAAAAUCAGGUUUUUAGAAUUACACCCUUUAUUGGCCAGAUAAUCAAGUUGGCUUUAAAAAAAAAAAGUGUAUAACUUUGCAUUUUGAAGAAUAAACCUGUAAUUUUCUCUGAGCCCUACUGGAUCUUCAGGUGUGGCUCUCGCAUGAAGGCUGAGUGUUACUACAUAGUAAACAUUUGAUUUUCAUCCACCCCGUGUCUGAUGCCGAAGAUGAGCAUAUGUCUGCUAGAGACCUCGGAGAGAAGUGUUCUUUUACGUUCGCCUCUUAGUUUGGGAUGCGCAGUAGUAAGAACCUGUCAGGGUUUUUCCUCUAGUCGGGAUCGGCUUGACUGGGAAGACCGUUCCUUCCUGGUUUAUUGUCCCCCUUGUUUGUUGAAAUCGAUCUCUCCCCGUGUCUGGUAUCCAGCACUUCUGUGUACGUGAGAGACCGCUAGGUGAUGCAGGCACACACUUACCAGGGGCACGAAUGACAGAUAACACGUCACUAAGAACUUGUCUUCAUAGGGGCACCUGCAGAGUAUUAAAAUUGCUUUUUUUCUUCUUUUUCCUAACACUGCAAUUAAAAUGAUGGUGACCGCUGCCCUUUAUUAAACUCAUACGGAUGAUUGGUGCAGCUGGAGAGCAGCUGCUGUGUCUUCUCGCUCAGCAGUCUGUCCUAGCCUGUUGGGAACCAGAGGGGGUUGUUUUAAGGUUGGCUAGGAUUAACUAGCCAGAGUCCGGAAUUCCCUUCAGAUGUGGCCGAGCACCUUCACACAGAGCGCAGGUGGGUGAGGACAAGGCGGUAGCACUUUGAGGGCUUCCUGAUACGCUGCUUUCAAAAGAGAAGAGUGUAGCUGGUUCUCAGCGUGGUCCAGACACAGCAGGGGUUGCGUUGAUAGCCUGUCAGGUGACCCUUUUUUCUAUCACUUCAAGUUUUAUGCAAAAAUUUUGUUAAAUUCUGUAAUGGUGAUGUGUGUCUUUGUAGAAGGAUAUGUUAAAAACAACUAUUUUUAUGCAGGAACUGACAGAGGAACUUGCUUUGUAUAAUGGCAAGCUAGCUUUAAGAAAGCACUGUAGCAAAUUUACUGAAGUCCAAAACUAUAUAGAUAUGUUAAUAGAUAUGUGUGCAACUAGAUAUGGACAACAAUUGUAUUUUUUUAAAUAAAUAUUUUUAACAAAAUGA
This is a messenger RNA of Mustela lutreola (European mink), 9587 nucleotides long. It is a transcript of the gene ELK4, whose product is annotated as ETS transcription factor ELK4. Gene Ontology annotation, molecular function: DNA-binding transcription factor activity, RNA polymerase II-specific; sequence-specific DNA binding. The coding region runs from base 251 to 1546 and encodes 431 amino acids. The record is from RefSeq and is a predicted model, not a curated record. Lineage: Eukaryota; Metazoa; Chordata; Mammalia; Carnivora; Mustelidae. Gene Ontology annotation, cellular component: nucleus. The transcript is spliced from 5 exons. Gene Ontology annotation, biological process: regulation of transcription by RNA polymerase II; cell differentiation.